AUGUUAAAAUUAUAUAUAUGUAUAGGUGAUAAAGAUGUAGACAAUAUCAACAAACCAUUAACUCCGACUAAAACUUACGGAAGAUCGAGAAAUGAAAAGACUGAGCUUAUGUUUCCAAGCCCAUCUUCUACUACAGAUACCCCUAAAAGAAAAAUUAUAAAUGACUUAAUAAAUAUGCCAACACCAAAUUCAAAAAGGUUGAUUUACUCGGAUGAAGAUGACACACCAAGAAAAAAAAAGUUAAAAUUAAAAAUAGAUCAACAAAAAAUUAAACUACGUAAUAAAAAUAUCCAAGUUUGUAAAUUAAAACAACGUGUAACAACAUUUAAGACUCGUAACACAUUACGAAGUCUUAUGUAUUCGCAUCAAUUUCGAUCAAAAAAUGCUAGAGCAAUCGUAACAAUGCAACUUAGAAAUAAGAAAAUACCUUGGACACUAGAAGAAAAAAAUAUGGCUUUGACUUUGUUCUACAAAUCCCCAACAGCCUACAAUUUUUUAAGGCUACAAAAUAUAAACUUACCAGCUCCAUCGACCAUUCGUCGUUGGAUCGGACAGUCAAAAUUUUUACCUGGCUUAAGUGGCACAUUUUUUAGCCACAUUAAAAAAAAAUUUGAACAUAAAACAAAUAAUGAAAGAAGUUGCAGUAUAAGUUUUGACGAAAUAUACAUAAAAGAAUUUUUAGAAUAUUCAAAAGACUAUGCCUUCAUUGAAGGAUUUGAAGAUUUUGGACAUUAUGGUCGAACAAAUAAAAGUGCGAAUUGUGCGAACUAUUCGCCGUGGAAAUUUCCAGUUGCGUACUUUUUGGCUCAUUCAGGAGUAAAACAUAAAUUACUAAAAGAUUUAAUAAUUGAUGUCCUAAGUGAAUUAUUUAAAAGCGGAUUGUGUCCUAAAGUAUUAGUUUGUGACCAAGGCACAAACAAUCAGAGUGCAUUAAAGUCGUUAGGUGUAGAUGAAAACAAUCCUUAUUUCUUUGUAGAAAAUAAUAAAAUAUAUUCAAUUUUUGAUGUUCCCCACUUAAUAAAAAGUUUAAGAAAUAAUUUAAUAGGUUGUAGUUUUGAAAAGGACAAUAUGACAGUUGCAGUUUUUAGUGAUAUUGAAGCAACAUAUGAAAUAGACAAAAAAAAUAUAAAAAGUAAAGCUCUCUUAAAAAUCACUGAAGCUCAUAUCAACCCAAGUUCAUUUCAGAAAAUGAGAGUAAAAUUAGCCGUUCAGUUAUUUAGCCACACUAUGGCGUCUACUAUUCGUACUUGUAUUGAAAUCAAUGAAUUAAAAAGUAAGACAGCAAAAAACACAGCUGAUUUUGUAGAUUUUAUUGAUAAAUUGUUUGAUUGCUUGAAUAGCAGAACAUUGUAUAGUUCAAAUCCAUACAAUUGCGGAUUAUCUGAUUCCAUUAUUGUAAAACCAUUUUUGAAUGAAGCUAUAAAAUAUUUUAUUAAUUUACAAAAAAAUAAAAAAGGCAAAAUUACUAAACCUCCAUGUUUUAAAGGCAUUAUACAAACGAUAACAGGCAUUCUUCAUUUUUUUGAGGAAGAAAAAUCCAAUAACAACGCAAUCAGUUUUAUAUUAACUUAUGGGUUAAACCAGGACGAAGUAGAAAAAUUAUUUAGUAUUUUUCUACAAAAAGGUAGCUACAAUAAGAACCCAACAGCGAGAACGAUUAGAACGUCAUUUAGAAGUACUUGUAUAUUUUCAUUAUGCACUUCUAAAGGGGCAAAUUGUGAAAAUAUUAUUGAAAAUAUCGAUUGCCAAACAAACAAACAAGACGUGACGAUUUUUCUGGAAGGAGAACAGAUAAUGAACAUCGAAAAUGAUCAAUCGUCAGAUACGAAUUCAGAAUGCAGUUCUAUUGAUGCAGUUUUAUCAGUUCAAGAAAAUUUAAACACAAUACCUGUCACAUUAGAGGAUUGUUCGGUGACAUAUUUCGCUGGAUAUCUAGCAUUAAAAUGUAUCAAAAAAUUUAAUUGUGAAUAUUGUAAGGAUCAAUUAAUUAUAGAGAAAGAUUUAAAUGAUAAGAAUCAAAUACUUAUUAUAAAUAAAAAUUAUUCAUCAUUUAACACGGGACUUAAGUCACCGGCGAAAAUAUUUAAUGAUAAUAUAAUCGAUAAUAUUUUAAAUAUUUUUGAAAACAAUUUUAACAACGUGAAACAUAAAAAAAAAAAUCAGGAAUAA
Macrosiphum euphorbiae (potato aphid) is the source of this 2169-nucleotide messenger RNA. The record is from the annotation of a GenBank genome assembly. NCBI's taxonomy places the organism in Eukaryota, Metazoa, Arthropoda, Insecta, Hemiptera, Aphididae.